Messenger RNA from Pantherophis guttatus, 3207 nucleotides. RefSeq names its product dnaJ homolog subfamily C member 3-like. Gene Ontology annotation, cellular component: endoplasmic reticulum. Gene Ontology annotation, molecular function: misfolded protein binding; protein-folding chaperone binding. The record is from RefSeq and is a predicted model, not a curated record. Lineage: Eukaryota; Metazoa; Chordata; Lepidosauria; Squamata; Colubridae. Gene Ontology annotation, biological process: protein folding in endoplasmic reticulum.
UCUUCACCCUCGAACAAUAGAGAGAGACGACCAAGCGUGCCGGAAAGAACUGUCAGCCGAUCUGAAUACGGAUGCGGAAGUGAGCGGGUUCCGGAGCUUGGGACAUGGAGUCCGGGCAGCAGCCGGUGUGGCGCAGCCUAGGGCUGCUUGGCCGAAGCGCGGACGGUCCCGGGCUCGGUCCGGGCAACUGUGAGAAAAGGCUGCUAUGGGCCGCUUCGUUGCUCUGCGUCUUGCUGGAUCUACAGUUGCCAGGUUUGUUGGCUGCCGGACAAGCUGAGAUUGACAACCAUCUAGAAAUGGGUCGGAAGCUACUGGCUGCUGGGCAGCUGGCCGAAGCCCUCUCGCACUACCAUUCGGCAGUGGAAAUCGAUCCGAAAAAUUACCUUACCUAUUACAAACGGGCCACCAUUUACCUGGCUAUGGGCAAGUUUAAAUCAGCGUUGCCGGAUCUCUCCAAAGCUAUUGAACUCAAGCCAGACUUCCUUGCGGCCCGGCUUCAGCGAGGCAACAUCCUUCUGAAACAAGGAUACACCCAGGAAGCAAAACAAGACUUUGAAGCCGUGCUCAAGAGCAAUCCGGAUGAUGCAGAGGCCCGGAACCAGCUAUCCAGAGUCACCGAGCAAGAAUUUUCCAUGCAAGAAGCUCAGACUGCCUUUCAGAAAAAAAACUAUCGGGAAGCAGUCGGUUUUCUGGAUCAAGUCAUUGAGAUCUCCCCUUGGGAUCCAGAACCCAAAGAGCUGCGCUCCGAGUGCUACCUCCAUCUUGGGGACUACAACAAGGCCAUCCUGGACUUAAAGCCCACCACUAAGCUGCGGAAUGACAACAGGGCCGCCUUCCUUAAGCUCAGCAAACUCUAUUACAACUUGGGAGAACACGAAGAGUCCUUAACCCAAGUGCGGGAGUGCUUGAAGCUGGAUCAAGACGACAAGGACUGUUUUUCCCACUACAAGCAAGUGAAGAAGCUCACCAAGCAGCUGGAAUCUGCUGAGGAGCACAUCAAAGCUCAGAGAUAUGCAGAUGCCAUCGAGAAGUACAAAGCCACCAUGAAAACGGAACCCAACGUAGAGAUCUACACCAUAAAAGCGAAAGGAUGGAUCUGCCACUGUUUAUCCAAGAGCAAACGGACUGCCGAAGCGAUAGAUGUCUGCAGCGAAGCCCAUCAACUGGAUCCCAGAAAUAUCUUCAUCCUGCGCGACCGAGCAGAGGCCUUCAUCCUUAAUGAGGAAUUUGAGAAAGCCAUUGAAGAUUAUCAAGAAGCGAAAGAAUUUGAUGCUGAAAACGAGGAAUUAAAAGACGGGCUCGAGAAGGCGCAGAAACUGCUGAAGCAGUCCAAGAAGAGGAAUUAUUACAAAAUUCUUGGAAUUCAGAGGAACGCCAACAAGCAGGAGAUCAUCAAAGCGUACCGAAAGCUGGCUCAGCAGUGGCACCCUGACAAUUUCCAGUCAGAAGAUGAGAAAAAGGAAGCCGAGAAAAAAUUCAUCGACAUUGCAGCUGCUAAAGAGGUCCUGACAGAUCCAGAAAUGCGACAGAAAUUCGACUCGGGCGAGGAUCCUUUAGACCCGGAAAAUCAACAAGGAGGAUCAGGACAUCAGCACCAGUGGGCGUCCGAAUUUAACCCCUUUGGCUCCGGGAACUUUCAUUUUAAGUUUCAUUUUAAUUAAUCCGCUUGAGCCGGCCUCCCACCCACCCACCCACCCAAGACCUUUUUGGCCAGCGAGUUGAUGCACAAAGAGAACCAAUAACAACUCCCGACGCAAAUGGAACUGGGGGUGGGGAGGGAGGUUAGUUUCCUUAUUUAUAUAUUCAAGUAUCCCUUUCCAGAGGACCGGAAGUUUGCUCCUCGAGAUAGUAACCCAGGACCACAAGGAAGACGGCGGCCUCUCGCUCCUAGCUGCGAUUCCCACGAAACACUGACCGGCAAAAGGGGAUUUACGAUGCAUGCAGAGCCUUAAACCUGUCCUUUCUUAGGGAUGUUUCCCAAAGUUAGGUUGAGCUCAAUCCUUAUAGUCCCAUCUAAACAUCUCUCAAGUUCUUCUUUGUGCCUGCAAGACCCAGGGAAGCACUGCCGGUCCUACGAUCCCGCCGGCCUUUUUGCCAAGGAAACCGUUCAUUUUUAAAAUCCCAGCAAGGCGAAGGUGUAUCCUUUUUCCUUUUUUCUCUCUCUUUCUUUUUUUUUUAAAAAGGAAAGCAUGCCGUUUUGAGUUCACCUUCCCAAAGGGAAAGCUUGGCCGGACAUGUUGACAUUUGAGUGGCGCCACGCCUUGGGACGGUUUCGGCCGAUGGCCCUGCCAAGAAUUGUGUUUUUGUGCCAUCUCUUGGUAGGGAAGGAGUUGUGCGUUUGGGGGGGGGGGUUAUAAACUUUGGGGGCAAAGUUUGUUUGACCUUGGAAGGAGGAGGAAACCCCAGACUGUGUCAGACUGGGGGGAAAAAAGGAAGAAAAAUAACAUUGGUUUGGUUGCUUUUGAGCCUAUCUGGAUGGUAUUCUUUAUUGAUAAGAUAUUGGUUUUGCACAUUGACUGCUCCUUCUUUCAAAUACUGGAGGAGGACCCGAAGAACAGUAUGGAUUCGGAGACAAAAAUUGAUAGCUUUCAUCCUUUCCGUGACAUUCCCCUCUGUCCUGGAAUUUAAAUAUUUUUCAGGUAUAAUCUAACAGCUCUACCCGCUGACCGCGAACGCCCUCAUUUUCUACAGUUAGUUAAAAAAAAAAUUUCUCCUCCUCCUCCUCUUCCAUUUUUAUUUAGUACAGUCAUAUAAAGCCCGGUCUGCUUCAAUUGUUAUCAUCGGAGUCCGGGGGAGGGAAGGAAAAAAAAAAAAGAGAUUAAGGAGAGGUAUUAAUAUCCUGUCUUUACCGAGAAAAGUGUCAAGAUUAAAAAGUUUCGUAUUGCAGAAAUAAUUGAUUUCUUCCCCGCCCCCCCCUCAAACCUUUAGCAUUUUUUGCUGGAGCAAAGGUUGAGGAAGCGACCAAAAGUGCUGAGUUAAGAAGGCUGAAGGUUUCGACAUAAUUUGCCUCCUGAAGUUCUGAGCCAGAAGAAAAAAAGGGGGGGGGACUAACUAAAAUACAUUUUAACUCAGGUUGAAAGUGAGGUGUUUUAAACUGGGUGCAGUUGGGUGAGCCUGGAGGACGGAGGGGUAGGGCUGUGCGUAAAACAGAAAUGUUUUUGUUUCCAGUUCUGAGGGAAAUAGAUCAGAUUUGGAACAUUCUGCAAA